AUGUUACAAUUAUAUGAUUUAUAUCAUAGAAACAAUACUACUAAUAAAUUAAAAACUUAUUUUCCAAGUCUUGUAUUACCAUCAUCACGUAUAUGGACACCAGAUUUAUAUGUAUAUAAUAAUGCAGAUGAUGGAAAGAAUGGUUUAUUAGAUGUAUCACAUAGUCGAGUACGAGUUAGUCAGAAAGGUGAAGUAACUUGGAAUUUACCAGUUAGUAUACGUAGUUCUUGUAAUGUUGAUGUAUUAUAUUUUCCAUUUGAUCAUCAAUUAUGUAAUAUACAAUUAGCAUCAUGGAUAUAUGAUCAAAGUCAAUUACAAUUAAAUAUUAUACCAAUGAAUACAACAAUUAUGUUAAAUAAAUUAAUUGAAAAUGUUGAAUUAGCUGUACCAGAAUUGAAAUUGUUUAAAGAUUAUCGCAUUACUGUUGGUGGACAAAAUAUUACUCAAAUUAACUUAAGAAUACAUAUUUAUAGACGAGCUAUAUUCUAUACUUAUACAGUGAUUGCACCAAGUAUAUUAUUAUGUAUAUUAACAGUAUUCAGUUUUUGGUUACCAAGUGGAAAUGUGAAAAAAAUCGAUAUGGGUUUAACAGUAUUUCUAUUUUUAUAUUUUCUACAAGUCAUGAUUGCAGAGAAUACACCGGAAUCAAAUUCUACACCAUUAAUUGGUACAUUUCUUACAAUGGUUAUGACAUUAAAUUCUAUAUCAUUAAUAUUUGCUACCAUAGUAUUACAUAUACAUAGACGUAGUAAAAAUGAACCAUGUCCAACACCACAUCCAUUAUUAUGGCGUCUUAUAAUUGGUAUAUUUGGUUAUUUAGCAAUGAUACCAUAUAAAAAAAUGAAUCAAUAUUCUACUCAUCUUAAUUGUAACCAUAACAAUUAUAUAGAUAAUGAUCAUAUUUCAUAUAAGCCAUAUAAAGGAGAUUAUAGAAAAAGUAUAAUAGAUGAAAGAGAUUUGAAUGAACAUGAACGAUUACAUAACAGUAAUGAUCCUAUCACUGAUAGUAAUAAUAAUAAUAAUAAUACUGAUCUAUACAAUCCAACCAUAGUUACAAAUGAAGAAUAUUCAAAAGAAGUAAACAUUAGACGUUGGUUAUAUAUUGCUAGAGUAGUGGAUAGAUUAUUAUUUCAAGUGUAUUUAAUUACAACAAUAAUAUCAAUUUUUGUAUUUCUUAUAUAUUUACCAAAUUCUUAUGAUAUUAAAUUGUAA
Schistosoma guineensis is the source of this 1212-nucleotide messenger RNA. NCBI's taxonomy places the organism in Eukaryota, Metazoa, Platyhelminthes, Trematoda, Strigeidida, Schistosomatidae. The record is from the annotation of a GenBank genome assembly.